Molecule: messenger RNA, 4328 nt
Organism: Megachile rotundata (alfalfa leafcutting bee)
Lineage: Eukaryota; Metazoa; Arthropoda; Insecta; Hymenoptera; Megachilidae
Biological process (GO): acylglycerol catabolic process
Cellular component (GO): membrane
Molecular function (GO): monoacylglycerol lipase activity
Source: RefSeq, a predicted model, not a curated record
CGUGACCCGACGUGCGGCGGUUCAGUGUCAAUCGUCCUUAAUUUUCCCGUUUUAAUUCGCCGUUCCACGCCCACGAAAAUGCGCGCUACCUCGUCGUGCAUACAGUCGAUGCGGCUCCGUGACGCGGUGUACUUCGACGAACCCGAGUGUUCCUUCGUCGGCGCGAUCCUGUCGCGGAUGUUUCAACGGUCGUCGAGAAUCGCCGUGUACGGUGACACGCGACCGAGCGUGUCGAGAACGCGUGCAUCCUGUUCUUUUCCUCGUGGAUAAUUGGCUCGACAGGUAAAAAAAAGAAACGACCCAGUGAACAUGAAUUUUCAACGUGUGCCCCCGUUGGGUGGCUCUCGUGUCUCGUGAAAGUGGUCCCCCAAGUUCCUGUGCCCGAUUUUUGCGCCAGCAAGAACGGUCCGCCUCCUCCGAGAGGAAGUGUCAAUUGACGGUUUAACGCGCGUUGUUAACAGAUCGAACUUGGUGUUAAAAACAUUCUUUUUUUCGAGUGAAUAGUCGAAGUGAGAAUCACUGGCGAGCAACAAGUGGUCUUCCAGCGGACGAGGGAUGGGUAAAGCUCGCAGUCAGCUUUGAACCACGCUCCACCAACGUGUGUGCUCGCGCCGUGUGCGGAAAAAAAAGGCAAUCGACAGUCAAGGUCGAAGCAUCAAAGGUAGCAAUUAGACGUUCUGACGUUGGAACGAGCAUUGGUAACCCAGCGAACCGUGAACCCACCACCGGCAAACACGAGGAGCCACGAGAAAUGUUACUUUCGUUUUUCGCGGGGAAAUCGUGUCUGUCCGAGCAAGGAUUGCAGGAAUUACAGGAAAAGUGUUGCAAAACCGAGAAUGCAGUCCGGUGGAACGAACGAGCUAACGCGAAAAUUUGAACAAAGUCAUCGGCAACGAUUAUUAAACUAUGAACAACGAUAAAAACGGGCCAUUGUCGUUUAACACGGUUCACGCCUCUUUAGACGCUCAUAAUUAAUUGGUUGAACAUUGUAGGUCGAGCAAAAAGCUACCGAUGUGAAAUUUCCUCCGAAAAAGAGGAGAACGGAACGUGCAGCAGUCAAUAAACCCAAAGAAUCGAGUGUAUUUUGAACUCGGAUGAGCAAGAACGCGAGUUUAACGGUUACCACAGCUGAUAGCGUCAUUAUUACGAUAUUCAACGGUGAAAACUUGUCUUUAUUUACGAAGAGGAAACAUCGUGAGUCAGAAAGUACACUCGCAGGCAGUUUAUAGCCAGCCGUCUAGUUGGUUCACGACUGUGCAGCUCCACAACGAACGGAACCUACCGCAUAUCUUCUUAUCGGCAAUAAAUAUCAUUGUUCGGCAAGGAAAUUCGAGAAUAUCGUCGUCAUCUUUAUGAUUGACAAGUCAUCGGAAACAUGGAGGCAGAAGAGGCUAUACCGGCGACACCCUGGUACACCAAGUUCUUCGAAUACUGGAGAAACAGGAACCGAGUGGGUCCAGGCAAGGUAGAGCUUCCCGACUGCGACUUCUUCAUCGUGGGCCCACGAAGAACCUUGAGGAUCUUGAAGCCCACCCUGAAGAGCGGUUGGUACUACGAGAACACCAGUGACCGGCCUGAAUCCAUCGUAGACAAUUUCUUCACUCGGUGGUCGAGACGACCUCAUUCUUCGGGAAACUGUAGAUGCUCUUUCCGGCAGUCGAGGCGAUUGAGCACCGCGGAAGAGCAAAUCAUCUCCGCGGAACUAAACAGAAUCAGAACGAGCCUGUGCGAAGCUGAGAAGAGCGAGCAUGGUAUAGAAGAACUCGAGCAAAGAGUCUCGGUGAAUUUGCAGAAACUGCAGGUUCCUGAAAACGAGCCAGCUAAGACGGAGGAGAAGGAUGCUUCAGCAACGAACGACAAUGAUGGCGUCGAUAAGAAAGAUCAGCAAGCGAGCGAGCAGAAGAUCAAGAACAAAAUCGUGAAGGAUCUGGAGAAGUAUAUCAACGUGCUGCUCGAAGAGAUCUUGGACGACACGGUGAGGUACAUAGCCGGCGCGGAGGACACUCUUAUCAAAGAUCCAAGGGUUGGUAAUAAGGAAAACGGCUCGGAACGAUCGAGCAUGGAUAAAGAAACGUCGAAUGAAAGGAAAUCAGAGGACGAUGAACCGUUCAAAGACAUCAGUUUCUCUUUCCACCCUGAGAAGCAGGAGACGGAGUCGAAGGAGAACGAAGGCUACGUGAAUCGUGGCUUCAUAGGUUCUGCCAACGAUCCAGAUUCGUUGGAUUUUUAUUUGAGGCCGGAAGUCACCUUAGAACAAUUGGACUGCGUCGAUUCGGGGAUCAACAGCGUGGAGACGAUCGAGUUCCAGCCGGACCAGGAGCCUAGCCUGGAGCAAUCGUUGCUGAGGAUUAUCGACGAGAAACUGGGCAGAACGCCACUGUUGCUGAGAAACAGUUGGGAGGAUCUGAGCGGCACAGGUGGCCAGGAGAACGAUCCUCGAGGUCAGCCGACAAAGAGAGCGGACGGGACGAUGAUUCCGAGAAGCGGCGAGCAGCUGACCAACGAGGGAUCGGAGGUCACCGGGAAGAAUGAUGCGGAAAGGAGCAAGCCGCAGGAUUCGAGCGUUCGAGCAGUCCAACAAGGAAUCGAUAUCUCGACGGAUAAUCUCGAGAGCGCGGACCAGCAGCCCGCGAAGCAGCUAGAGGAAACUGUUAACGAGGCCAGUUUCGAGAAGCUGCGCUUGGAAUUCAAGGACAACGAGUCGUCCUUCAGGCCUAAGAAGAGCAACGCGAUGGCCAAGUUGAAGGAAAAGCUCUGUGUGAACCCUGUCGAGUCCGACGAGUCCUUGGAGAACUCCAGCUGGAACGAGAAAAUGGGAAGAUUCGAGCUGAGAACGGAGGCUGCUCCCAUCGAAUUGGAGGAUUACAGGAAAACGUGGCCAAAUAUCGAGGAUAUGGACCCUUCUAUGGGAGACGAACAGACUCCUUUAGAUUUGGUGACGUUUAGAAGAAACAGAAAACCCAUGAUCGUCUUCCUGCACGGUUUUGGGUCGUCCGCGGAUAUCUUUGAACAUCAGCUUCAGUACUUUUCCGCUCUGGGCUAUCCUUGCAUCGCUCCUGAAAUGCUGGGACACGGGAUGAGCUCAGCACCUAGUCGAUCCAGAGAUUAUCAUUUUAAUAAGCUUCUGAAGGAUUUGGAUACCAUCCUGUGCCACUACGCGUUCAGACCCGGUCAGAAGUGUGUUCUGGUUGCACAUAAUUAUGGAUGCAGUUUCGCAGCCGCGUUGGCUUGUAAAUACGACACCAGCAUCCAUCAGCUAGUCCUGAUAUCCGGAGGUGGCCCGACACCUUUAGCAGCACCUAGCACCGAAAGCGCUGGUCAUUGUUGCUUGAGAGCAAUUCUGGCGCCCUUUUUAAUGUGCGGCCUUCACAGAGAUAUAUUAUAUUCGGCGAGAGGACGUCAACACCCAUAUUGUGGACCCGAGCCACCAGAACAAUGGCCAUCGCACAUGAAACACGUUUUGGACGGCAUGGUCUGGCCGGAAGGGGAUUAUGUUUUCCAUAGAAGGAUAUGCACGCCGACUCUUCUCAUACAUGGCCUAAGGGACAACAAGGUGUCGCUCGUGCAGGAAUGCCAAAUGGAGAGGACUAUGUUGAAAGCUUUCCUCGAAGCUAUACCAACUGCCGGCCAUACACCAAUGACUGAUUGCCCGGAGCAAGUGAAUCACAUGAUACACUGUUUCAUAGAUUUAUGGAAGAACAAGAAGGUGGUUACGGUGAAAUGACUGGGUAUAUAUGUUCACUAGGAAAAAAUACGUUUUGCGGACCAUGUAUGUUAUUACUUGAUAAGAUUAUAUUUUAAAUCAAGUUCUUUGUACGGGUAUUUUACUCAUUGUACAUGACAAACGAAAUCACAGUGCCUUGUGCUUGAUUUGCCGCGGCGAAUUGAAUGCAUCGAGACAAAGAUUAGGAUGGAUUGUAUAUAAAUCUAAGAGUCUAACGGGUGAAAAUUCAUUUGUAUAGAAUAAUAUUUUUAUACAAUUGUAAUUAAGUAACCGAUCUGUUUUUUUGAACUAUUUUAUCUUUUAUACGAAUUUUUAUAUAGCGAAGACAAAUGAAUAUAGGAUACUGAAAUUUUGUAAAAUUCUACAAGUCUGUAUAGUAACUGUGCCAAAACGUGUACACGAUUGUUGAAGCGAUUCCGUUCGAAUUUACGCAGCCUUUAAUCAACGAUCAUCUUAUUCUUUUUGUAAAUGAAAGUGUAAAAUACAAUGUAGAGGCUAUGUAGUAGCGUAUAAGUUAUACCAAAGAUGAUUUUAUGCAAAUGUUAUUUUAUGUGUUCUACCCGGAGUAUAACUUAUUCGUUUACAAUAAAAUUGUGUACAGAUA